Jatropha curcas is the source of this 1849-nucleotide messenger RNA. RefSeq names its product associated molecule with the SH3 domain of STAM 3 (gene AMSH3). Gene Ontology annotation, biological process: protein K63-linked deubiquitination; protein K48-linked deubiquitination. Gene Ontology annotation, molecular function: protein binding; K63-linked deubiquitinase activity; metal-dependent deubiquitinase activity. Lineage: Eukaryota; Viridiplantae; Streptophyta; Magnoliopsida; Malpighiales; Euphorbiaceae. Gene Ontology annotation, cellular component: membrane; endosome. The record is from RefSeq and is a predicted model, not a curated record.
UUUUCUACUCUAGCAAACGACGAGCUUCCUUUUCCCUUUCCUCUCCGUUUCCUUAGCUCGCACGUAGAGACAUUGAUACCUCCUUCCUUCUUAAAGCCCGCGCUCUAAAGGGAGGCUGGACACGUGGCAUAUCGGGAAUCGGCUUUCAAUCGCCGGCGAAGAAGACGAAGACGAAGAUGAAGAUCAACGUCAAUAAAAUCGCUCGGAAAGUUGAGGUCGAUAAUCGGAUUCCUCUCCGUUACUAUUACAGGAUCGCCGAUAAUCUCCUCAGACAGGCGACUAUACACAGGGAGGAGAAGAAUAUUGUAGAUUUGUAUAUAAUACUUCUUAGGUUUUCUAGUUUGGUGUCUGAAACUAUUCCAUUUCACCGAGAUUAUCUGGUUUUGCAUUCAAAGGAAAGGGUAACUUAUAGGAAGAGAUUGUUAGCUGUAUUAGAUGAGCUUGAAGCUUUGAAGCCAGAAUUCCAACGCCAAGUGCAGGAGCUGAACAAAGCUUAUGCAAGAAGUCAACUCCAUAAACUUGAUGCCCCAGAGAGGACUUUGUAUGGUUCUGAGCCAUCUUCUUCGGAAAGCCCUUCUGUUACCAAAAUUUCUCAUUCAAGCAUCAAUGUUAAGCGGCCCUCUGGUGUGGCCUCUCAGUCUUGUCGAAAUUAUGAUAACAACCAUACUCAAGCUUCAUCUUCAAACUCUUCAGAAAUUGACAAGCAGUUGCACAAGCUGUCUAUCAGUUUACCGCUUCCCAAGCAAGAGACUUUGUCUAGACACUCAUUCUUAGGCCCUAAUGGUCUUCAGGGCCAAUGGCAAGGGCCUAGCACAGAGAUAAAGGUUCAGUAUCCGAGUUAUACCGACUUAACCUCUGCUGAAGAUUCAAACCUGGAUCAGGCUGGACAAUAUGGUAGUGGAGCCAUGAAAGAUGGUGAUUCUGGGGGGCUGGGCUCUACAAUGGAAUCAGUGCUCUCCUUAGAUGAUGGAAGAUGGUCAAGUAAAACAGAAGAGUUAUGCCCUGCACGAGUUAAUGAGGCAAGGGAUGAUCCUUUUCAGUUUGUUGGUAUUAGGCAACCGCUUCCACCACCUGUUCUUGCUCAAGUGCAGGACAUCUCUCCUAUUCCUCCAUCUAAAGUUGCAGAUCCAAGACCUGGACCGGCAAAACCUUCUCAGGAUGGAAUUCCAAGCUCAAAUUCAUAUCAACAUUUACAUGUUCCUGUGAAUUUGAUGGAAGACUUCUUGAGAUUAGCCAGUGCAAACACACAGAAAAAUUUGGAAACAUGUGGCAUUCUUGCUGGUUCUCUGAGAAACAGGGUGUUUCACAUCACCACACUUAUAAUCCCAAAACAAGAGUCAACUUCAGAUUUGUGUCAGACAUUGAAUGAAGAAGAAAUAUUUGAAGUUCAAGACAGACUGUCACUUUUCCCUCUUGGGUGGAUUCAUACACACCCAUCACAGACAUGUUUUAUGUCGUCUGUUGAUCUGCACACUCAUUACUCAUAUCAGAUCAUGUUACCUGAAGCAAUUGCAAUUGUCAUGGCCCCAACUGAUACAUCAAGCCCACAUGGUAUAUUUCACCUGUCUGAUCCAAGUGGUGUCUCUGUAAUUCGGAAUUGCCAGCAGCGAGGUUUUCAUCCCCACGAGGAACCUUUGGAUGGAAGCCCAAUUUAUGAACACUGUUCCCAUGUCUACAUGAAUUCAAAAUUGAAGUUUGAUAUUGUUGAUCUUCGUUAAUCUUGGAAUUUUUUUUAGCAAGAUCUUUUGAAGAAAGUAAUUUUCGCCCAGUAUAUAUCACUUCAUAUUGUAAAUCAGCGGAUUUUCCGAAUAGGAAUUUGUGAGAAUGUAGCAUUUUCUAUUCUUUUUUU